Closterium sp. Naga37s-1 is the source of this 3336-nucleotide messenger RNA. The record is from the annotation of a GenBank genome assembly. NCBI's taxonomy places the organism in Eukaryota, Viridiplantae, Streptophyta, Zygnematophyceae, Desmidiales, Closteriaceae.
AUGGCGCUAGAGAGCGAUCGCAGCAACAAGCGACAGAGAGUCACCUCAGACAACCGCGGGCCCACAGUCCGCAAGGAUGAAGCGGCAUUUGAGGUUGGCUCCAGUUGGCGCGUGCUGGUGCUGCGGCUGGGCGAGCGAUGCAUGGAGUUUGAUGGGCGCAUGGACCCCAUCGAGCAGAUGGACCUGUGUCUGACGGUGGUGAGCCGCAACUUUGACGCCCUCAAGGGCGAGCUGCUGCCGCUCCUAAUGCAGUGUGCAGAGGACCUUCCCCAAAAGGCACCGUUCUACACCACUCUGGUGUCGCUACUAAAUGUGGACUAUGAGGAGUUUGGGGCGUCUGUGGUGGAGCAUGUGAUGGCAGGCUUGCAGGCGGCCUUUGAAACUGGAGAGUGCAACAAGAUGCGCAUUCUGCUGCGCCUUCUCGCGCUGCUGUCUGUGGCAGCAGUAGUGCCAGAGUCUGAGGUGUUGCAAGUUUUGUCUCUUCUGGUCGACACCGCCACCUCGCACCUCGACCCGACAGCUGGCGGGAAUCCCAACUGGCAGCCUCGGGCGGACUUCUUUGUCUUUUGUGUGCUUGCCUGCCUUCCCUUUGCCGCUCAAGACUGGCAGGAGUCGCAUCCGGACGAGCUAGCCAGUCUGCUGGCGGCAGUGCAGGGCUACAUGGAAGCCCGCUCGCCGCUCGUCUUCCCCGCACUCGCGGUCUUCGAGCCUCAGCCCACCGACACCACACCGCCACAGGACUAUCUGGAGGAGCUGUGGGAUCGCAUCAAGGCAUGCAAGGAAGAUUCCUGGAAGGCGGAAAGUGUGCCUCGCCCCCACGUGGCAGUGAAGGAAAGGCUCUCCUCUUCCAUGUGCCACCCCAUCGGCCUCUUCACUCCGCCGCUGCCGCCCCCUGCUGCCGCCCAACUCGACACUGAUGCUGACAUGGACGAGGGCGACGACGAGCACAAGCAGACAAGAGCCGCCGCCCGGCAGCGCUUCGAGGCGCUGCAACAGUUCUCGCCCCGGAUUGGGCGUCUGAAGCUGUUUCCGCCAGCCAAGACCGACGCUACAAUGUCACCCAUCGACCGAUUUGUGGUGCAGGAGUAUCUGCUGGACGUGCUCUUCUACAUGAACGGCAGUCGCAAGGAGUGUGCGAGCUACCUGGUGGGCCUGCCUGUGCCGUUCCGCUACGAAUACGUCAUGGCGGAAACCGUCUUCUCCCAGUUGCUGCUGCUUCCCCGGUCACCCUUCCGCCCCAUCUACUACACAAUCGUCCUCGUUGACCUCUGCAAGGCUCUUCCCGGCGCCUUCCCAGCAGUGCUGGCAGGGGCAGUGAGGGCGUUGUUCUCCCGGGCGGCAAUCAUGGACGUGGAGUGCAGGACACGUGUCAUCCAGUGGUUGGCCCACCACCUGUCCAACUUUGCGUUUGUGUGGCCGUGGGCGGCGUGGGCAGCAGUGGCACGGCAGCCGGAGUGGGCCCCACAGAGAGUGUUUGUAUCAGAGGUGCUGGAGAGGGAGAUCCGCCUCUCCUACUAUGACAAGAUCAGAGAGUCCCUUGGUUCCGCGGAGAUGGAGCAGCUUCUCCCUCCCAAGCCCGAGCCCGUGUUCAAGUUCAAGCGCAACCGCGCCGCGGGGCCGGGGAGACUGCUGGCGCCUGCAGAGGGGGAGGGGGAAGGGGAGGGAGAGGGGGAGGGGCGCGGGAGGAAGGAAGGCGGGGGGGAAGGGGAGAAGAAAGAGGGGGAGAAGUCGGGAGAGGGAGAGGGGGACCGCGACAUGAAGGAGGGGGGCGAGGGGGAGGGCGGGGAAGGGGGGAAAGACGGGGGGAAAGACGGCGGAAAAGGCGCAGUGCAGCAGUAUGGGGAGGGGGUGGAUGCAGCAGCGGUGGAGGUAGCUGAGGAGCUGAUAGUGAUGGUGCGGACGAAGCGGGCAGGCAGGGAGGUGGCGGCGUGGGUGGAGGAGCAGGCGGUGGGCAAGGUGGGCGGGGACAAGGGCCGCGCGCUGGAUGUGGUGGCCCAGACGCUGCUGGUGCUGGGCUCCAAGAGUAUUACCCAUGCGGUUACCGUGCUGGAGAGAUACGGGCUGGCGCUGCAGCUGCUGGCGCCUGAUCAGGUGGGUUUGGUUUGGGGUGCAGCUGCUGCACAGCAUAUGGACGGUGUGGGCCAACGCCUCUCAGAUGGCGUCAUUGGUCACCUAGUCAAAUGCGGACAGCACACUCCUUUCCCGUACUCCCCCCCGACCCCCCUUAUCGCUCACCCUCCCCGCCCCACCACAGCCCUCCCAGGUGCAGCUGCUGCACAGCAUAUGGGCUGUGCAGCUGCUGCACAGCAUAUGGGCCGUGUGGGCCAACGCACCGCAGAUGGCAGCAGUGGUGGGGACGAGCUAACAAGUGCCAAAAACACACAUGCUCUCCCCCACCCCUCUCCCCUGUUUCCCCCACCCCAACAGCCCUCCCAGGUGCAGCUGCUGCACAGCAUAUGGGCCGUGUGGGCCAACGCCCCUCAGAUGGCGGCGGUGGUGGUUGAUCGCUGCCUCGGCUUCCGCCUCGUCUCGCCUCUCGCUCUCCUUGACUGGUGCUUCGUGCCCGCUCAUUACGAGCUCUACCACACCUCCGAACGCAUCUGGGAGGUGAGGUUGGUCCCUGUUGAGUCGACUGAGAAGUCGCUUCCGUCUCCUCCUCUCCCCACUCGCUCUGCUCGACUGAUUCUCCGCACCGCCGUGUCAAAGGCCGCCAACCGCCUGCGCCACGUCAGCGCUGAGGUGGCGGUUCUCGAGAGGGCGUCGGCUGUGGCAGCAGCGGCUGCCAGCAAGGCGCGCAGCGAAUGGGAGGCUUCCACGUUGGCAGAGGAGGAGGCGGAGGGAGAGGAGGCGAAAACACAGGCUGCAGCCAAAGCUGAAUGGGCCAAGCAUCGGAGCAGCAAGGCACAGGAGGAGGCGGAGGCAGCAGCAGCAGCGGUGGAGGGCAAAGAGAGGAUGAGGCGAGAGGCCGAGGAGGAGGAGCAGGCCCUGUUCAUUGCUCUUUUGCUUCACUUCGCUACGGCCGUCAACAAUCGGCGGGCUGCUGUGGCUGAGGCAGCAGCGCGGGAGGAAGAGGAAGAGGAGGCGAGGAGGGUGGAGGAGGAGAGGAUGGAGGAGGAUGAGGGGGACGACACGGGAAUGGAUGGAGAGGAGGGCGGGGAUGGUGGCAGUGACAGGAGGCUGGCAGGGCGGAGGAAGAGGGAGGAGGAGAGGAGGAAGGAGGAGGAGGAGCGGGGGCACAAGAGGCGGCUCAAGGCGGCGGGGGAGAAGGAGUGGAUGCGCUGUGUGCUGGGCCACAUGCGCUCGCUGUGCCGCUACCACAGCCCGCAGGUGUGUUAA